AUGAUACAAGUAUACAAACACAGCUUCACAAAGAACCACUACACAGAUUUCUCUCAAAAUGAGAAGUUAAAGGAGAACUAUGAGCCAACUUCCUAUCUAUCAGGAACUAUCAUAGGCCCAUUUCCUAUCCCCUGGGACUGGAUUCUGAAGCUGAUCAGUCCUCCCCAGACAGGUUGCAUGAGAGGCAAAAAGGCUCCCAAACUGGACCUCCUCAUCAAGCAAAGCCUGAGAGUAUACCCCACAGCAAUAGGCAGAAGCAAUCAAUAUUCCGAGCUUAGGGAAAACCCAACAAAUGCAGAAAACAAUUACAAUCAGAACUUGGGCUGGCUGCAGCCUAGCUGCAAACUAAAUUUAGACUACAGGCACUCCAACGUUGGCAGGGCCACUACACAGUGGAACCACAUGCUGGGCUACCUGGCCGCCCUGGCCAAGGCCUGCUACGCCGGCAACAUCGAGCUCUUCGUCUUCUUCAACGGCGCGCUGGACAAGGCCCGGCUCCAUGAGUGGGUGAAGCGCCAGAGCAACGAGCGCCAGACCGGCCAGCAGAUUAUCAGCCACAUCCAGAACAAGGGCACCCCGCCCCCCAAAGUCUGGUUCCUGCCCCCGGUCUGUAUGGCCCACUGCAUCCGCCUGGCCCUGGUCCGCUUCCACAUCAAGGUUGCACAGAGCAUUGAAGAUCAUCAUCAAGAAGUCAUCAGUUUUUGCCGUGAAAAUGGAUUCCAUGGUCUGGUUGCGUAUGACUCAGACUAUGCGCUGUGCAAUAUCCCGUAUUACUUCAGUGCUCACGCAUUAAAACUGAGCCGCAAUGGAAAGAGCAUCACAACCAGCCAGUACCUAAUGCACGAGGUGGCUAAACAGCUGGAUCUCAAUCCCAACCGCUUCCCCAUUUUUGCUGCUCUUCUAGGUAACCACAUCCUACCUGAUGAAGAUUUAGCUGCUUUCCAUUGGAGCUUACUUGGACCAGAUCAUCCAUUAGCUUCAUUAAAAGUUCGCGCUCACCAGCUUGUUUUACCUCCAUGUGAUGUCGUGAUCAAAGCGGUCGCAGACUAUGUGCGCAACAUUAAAGAUACAAAUGAUUUGGAUGCAAUUUCUGCAGAUGUUUUUCAGCAUUCACAGUCCAGAACAGAUGACAAAGUUUCCCGGUUCAAGAGAGCUGUCGCUUACUACAGAGCCACCAACAAGCCCCUGCAAUACCCACCAGCUCCGUACCCUGGCAGACCAAAUCAAAACCGAAUUCAUGGUAUGAUGCAGGGCGACCCAUCUCAGAUGACUCCUCCGCCUAAUGUACAAUCAAAGCCUAUGGCUCCUCACAUGUCCGGCCAUAGUGGUGCUAUUGGUAAAGGUCCAUUUCCAUACACCCUCUCUGAAUCCACUGCCACUGUCAGCCCUACAAGUAAGAGUGUCUCUGAACAGAAUAACUACAGUAACAUUCCUCAUGAAGGCAAACACACCCCACUGUACGAGCGCUCUUCACCCAUCAACCCGGCACAGAGCGGGAGCCCCAACCAUGUAGAUUCCACCUACUUCCCAGCAUCAUCUCCCUCAUCUUCUGACAACGACGAUGGCAAUGGAGGAGCCAGCAAUCACAUCAGCGGGAACAAGGCAAAAUCACCCGGAAAAACCAACAAGAAGAAUAACGGAGACCAGGUAAAGAAUGAGGGCUCCUCAGCUGCCACAUCAGGAACUAAGGUAACUGAGAAGAAAGGCAACCAGGCGGGUGGUCUACAGAUUCCAUGUCUUCUGUCCAUGCCUACCAGGAAUCACAUGGACAUCACAACUCCUCCACUGCCUCCUGUGGCACCUGAAGUAUUAAGAGUAGCCGAACAUCGCCACAAGAAGGGCUUAAUGUACCCUUACAUCUUUCAUGUACUCACAAAGGGAGAAAUCAAAAUUCCAGUUACCAUUGAAGAUGAAGUGAACAAGGACCUUCCCCCAGCUGCUAUCCUCUACAGACCGGUGCGCCAGUAUGUUUAUGGGGUCCUGUUCAGCCUGGCGGAGUGCAGGAAGAGAGCAGAGCGGCUUGCUUUUAGAAAGAACAGAAUGCCCCCUGAAUAUUAUCCAGUCAUUAUUAAGGAGUGGGCAGCUUAUAAGGGAAAGUCCCCCCAGACACCGGAACUGGUGGAAGCCCUUGCCUUUAGGGAAUGGACUUGCCCCAAUCUAAAGAAGCUGUGGUUGGGCAAAGCAGUUGAGGACAAGAACCGGAGGAUGAGAGCUUUUCUUGCCUGUAUGAGAUCCGAUACACCAGCCAUGCUUAAUCCUGCGAACGUGCCCACUCACCUUAUGGUGCUCUGCUGUGUAUUACGCUAUAUGGUGCAAUGGCCAGGCAUCCGAAUACUUCGGCGUCAGGAGCUUGAUGCCUUCCUCGCCCAGGCACUGUCACCCAAACUCUAUGAACCUGAGCAACUCCAGGAACUCAAGAUCGAUAAUUUGGACCCCAGAGGAAUUCAGCUGUCUGCCUUGUUCAUGAGCGGAGUGGACAUGGCACUUCUGGCGAAUGAUGCCUGUGGACAGCCCAUCCCCUGGGAACACUGCUGCCCCUGGAUGUAUUUUGAUGGAAAACUACUUCAGUUCAAGUACAUUAAAGCUACUAGGGAAAAGGCCUCACUAAUUGACCUCUGCGAUGGUCAGGCAGAACAAGCUGCUAAAGUAGACAAGAUGAGACAAAGUAUCCUGGAAGGGCUCCACUUUGCAAGACAGAACCAUCCACUGCCAUUCCCCCCUCCACCCGCCAUGCCUUUUUACCCUGCUGCUAUGUACCCGCGACCCUUUGGACCAAUGCCUCCACCUCCAGGGAGAGGAAGAGGCUUCCCUGGUGUCCAGCCUAUUCCUUCUCAGGGAGGGAAGCUUGAAAUAGCUGGGACUGUGGUUGGCCAGUGGGCUGGGACUAGACGUGGACGUGGCAGAGGACAGUUUCCAAUUCAGGUGGUUUCUGUUGGUGGACCAAAUAGAGGACGCCCCAGAGGAGUUAUAUCAACCCCUGUCAUACGAACAUUUGGAAGAGGUGGUAGAUAUUAUGGAAGAGGGACAUACAAAAACCAAGGGACAUUUCAGACCAAGCCGCCAUACGCCACUUCUGCGGCAGAAGUGGCCAAAGAGCUUAAGACACAAUCCGAAGACUCCAAAUCAUCCGCCGUGUCUUCAGAUGGUUCUCUGACCGAGAACGGAGUGGGGAACGAGGAAACCCAAGCUUCCCAGAUCAACGGGGGCUCUGCAGACAUCCAGCCUCCCAAUCACUCCGAAAGUGCCUUAAGCAGUGACUCUAAAGCGUGCAAUACCAAUCCUCAUUUAAAUGCACUAGAUCCAGACAGCGGGCACCACGAGGAGGAAAGCCUCGAAGCCUCUGUCUUAAAAACAGAAGAGUAAACGUAUUUUUCUAGAGGGUGAAGGAUGUUAGAAAGUUCAGGGUUAGGAAUAUCUGGAAAGAAGGAGAGCCUACAGUUACGUACAUUUUUUCCUUUCCGUAAGAGAAAAAUGAGGAUUUGGAAAUUCGGAUCCCUCUUUUGACGUCAGACAAACAAAAAAAAGAGUUUCAGAGAUUUUAUUUUCUUUUUAACCAGUUGUAGUCAAAAUGCUACAAAAAACAAACAAAACAAAAGCUGAGCAUAUUUGAAGAGCAUUUGACUCCCAUAUGUUAA
Molecule: messenger RNA, 3635 nt
Organism: Nanorana parkeri
Lineage: Eukaryota; Metazoa; Chordata; Amphibia; Anura; Dicroglossidae
Gene: FAM120A
Product: family with sequence similarity 120A
Exons: 20
Coding region: 1-3363 (1120 amino acids)
Cellular component (GO): nucleus
Source: RefSeq, a predicted model, not a curated record